AUGUCGGCGGCCAACACCGUGGUAGAGAACGGCGGACGCACUCUGCUUUUGGACAAGUCCUCCUUUUGCGGUGGCAACAGCACCAAGGCCACUAGUGGCAUUAAUGGCGCAGGCACCAAGACGCAAAAGAGCAAGUCUAUCCCAGAUAAUUCAGAGAUCUUCAUCGCCGAUACCCUCAAGGGUGGCGCCAAGAAGCCCGAAUUGGCCAAGGUUCUUUGUGCCAACAGUGCUGCUGAUGUGGAUUGGCUGGUGGACAAGUUCGACCUGGACCUCUCCUUGCUCGCACGCUUGGGCGGCCACUCCCAACCGCGCACGCAUCGUGGAAAGGAGCGCUUCCCAGGCAUGACCAUCACUUAUGCCUUGAUUCAGAUGUUGGAGAAGGUGGCAGAGAAGACCAAUCGUGCUCGCAUCAUCACCAAAGCCGAAGUCUUUAAAUUGGUCCUAAAUGGUCGCUCCGUGGUGGGCUGCGAGUACCGGAAGGCUGGAAAAGUGAUCAAGGAGUUCGGCCCCAUGGUGUUGGCCUCGGGUGGCUUCGGCGCGGACUUCGGCUCGGACUCCUUGCUGGCGACGUACCGGCCGGAUUUGUUGCAUUUGCCCACCACCAACGGUGAGCACUGCACAGGUGAUGCCAUCAAGAUGGGAGAGGCCAUUGGUGCUGCAACCAUCGAUUUGGAGUGGGUUCAGGUGCAUCCCACUGGCCUGGUGAAGCCCGAUGAUCCCGAUGCCAAGGUGAAGUUUUUGGCGGCUGAGGCCUUGCGUGGAGUGGGGGGCAUCGUCCUGGAUGCCAAUGGCCAGCGCUUCUGCAACGAGCUGGGCCGCCGCGACUACGUCACCGGGGAGAUGUGGAAGAACAAGCCACCCUUCCGCUUGUGCCUGAACCGCGCGGCUGCAGAUGAGAUCAUUUGGCAUGCCAAGCACUACACUGGACGUGGCGUGAUGAAGUUCUACCCUUCUGGGGAAGACCUGGCCAAAGACAUGGGCGUGCCUUUGCAGACUCUGGUGGACACUCACCAGAAACACUAUGAGGCUGCCAAGAAGCAAGAGAAGGAUCCCGAUGGUGGCUCUUUCCCCGCCUACCCUUCAGGCAAAACCUGGGAUGAGCCAAGUGGCAAGACGGGCAGUGGAAAGAAAUUCUUCCACAACAUCAUUGACGGUUCCAAGGUGGCCACCGAGCCUUUUUACGUGGCAAUUAUUACUCCAGUCAUUCAUUACUGUAUGGGUGGCUUGGAAUGCACGGUGGAUGCUGAGUGCUUCGACAAGAGUGGUAAGGUCAUUCCAGGACUCUAUGUGGCGGGCGAGGCAGCUGGUGGCAUCCAUGGCAACAAUCGCUUGGGUGGCAACUCGUUGUUGGAUUGCGUGGUCUUUGGGCGUGUGGCCGGCAAGGCAGCCUGCAAACUCACCUUUGGGAAGGACGAGAAGUUCAAGCCCUGCCCGACACCUGGAGAGAUCAAAGAGUUGACCAAGUGA
Molecule: messenger RNA, 1467 nt
Organism: Durusdinium trenchii
Lineage: Eukaryota; Dinophyceae; Suessiales; Symbiodiniaceae
Source: the annotation of a GenBank genome assembly